AUGGCACAAGUAAGAAUUCUCGAGGAAGUUCUCCCGCACACACAAACACGCACCACCUCCACCGACGAGGCGCGGCAGCCGGACUUCCAGCUGCUCCGCCGGCCCGGCCCGGAGCCCGGGAAUACUGUUUACGGAGAGGGAGGGAGCAGCGGCGGUGCCCCGCACACCCCUCUCGGCUGCAGGGCUGCCCGCGCCCCUCGAGUGCCCGCCCGCCGUGGGGGAGCCCCUGCCCGCGGGACGGGACGCAGGACACGGCGGCCUCCGCCCGCCCUCGGCUGGGCGGCGCUCCCGCGCUCGCGUCACCGCGCCGCGGCCGGGCCGGGCCCUCAGCCCCCGGGCGGGGAGGCGGCGCCGCGCUCAGUGGGAUGGCGCUUGCUGCAGGGAAGCCGUGCCAGCGGCCAGAGGGCAGGCACAGCGCGGCACAGCUCUCCUGUGGGGCGGCAGCACCCUCGUCACGGAAGCACAGAAUAUUCUGAGUUGGGAGGGACCCACAAGGAUCAUCGAGUCCAACUCCUGGCCCUGCACAGCAUAUCCCCAAGAAUCACGCCAUGUGCCGGACAGCGUUGUCCAAACGCAUUUCGAACUCUGUCCGGCUCCACCGGCACUAGAGAGGCGGAGGGCACCAGGGGUUUGACAAACCUCUUCCCAGUCGGGAAGCGGAACCGCUGCCGUGCGGGCGGAUGCUGCUUCCUGCCCCCGCUCUCACCCGAAAGUCGGUGUGGGCGACAAGGGAUUCUUGUGUCUCACAAAUCUCCGUCUGUAGGAGCUGCGGUUGCAAUGUGGGAGACUCACACAAACAUGCUGCAGUGACACUGACACUUCUUCCAAGCAGGGAAAGGAAACAAACUGCAAAAUAAAAAUACUCUCAUGCCUCCCAAAUAUAAUUACCUAAUAUGCCACUGGUAUCCAGACCAAAAAGACUAGGAGAGGAGUGUGCUACGUUGGUUGUGCUCACUUCAUAUCUUAAGACUCUGCUCAUCAAGAUGGCUGUGGACAGAACCCUGUAAAUGCAAAGAAUUCUACCGAAUUAGAUGGCAAAUCCUUAUAUUAUUAAAUUUCAGCAGUUUGUCAGGGUCAGGUGUAGUUGGCUCUGCAAAACUUCCCAGCCUCUGAAUUGAUAAAGCACACCAUCACUUGAUGGGAUUGUAGAAGUCCAAUCUGUGUUAGGACUCCAAAC
Messenger RNA from Neopelma chrysocephalum (saffron-crested tyrant-manakin), 1177 nucleotides. RefSeq lists its product as uncharacterized. The transcript is spliced from 3 exons. The record is from RefSeq and is a predicted model, not a curated record. Bases 1 to 810 code for a protein of 269 amino acids. NCBI's taxonomy places the organism in Eukaryota, Metazoa, Chordata, Aves, Passeriformes, Pipridae.